Molecule: messenger RNA, 893 nt
Organism: Notolabrus celidotus (New Zealand spotty)
Lineage: Eukaryota; Metazoa; Chordata; Actinopteri; Labriformes; Labridae
Gene: morn5
Product: MORN repeat containing 5
Exons: 5
Coding region: 112-678 (188 amino acids)
Source: RefSeq, a predicted model, not a curated record
UUGCCAUGGUGACUAUACACUUAGCUGAUGUGCUGUCUUCCCCUAGUCGAUAUUAAAUCCAUGAUAUUAAACUCUGUUGUUUUAUUUGAGAAGAAACGGCGUUAGAGAGUUAUGGCUGCAAUGGAUAUUGAUGAAAGCUGUUAUAAAGGGGAUAGAAAAAUUGGAAGGAUGGAUGGAAAAGGAGAGUACACCUUUCCCACUGAAACAAAGUAUGUGGGAGAGAUGAAAGACGGGAUGUUCCAUGGCAAAGGAGUGCUACACUUUUCAAAUGGGAGUAAAUAUGAGGCCACCUGGGAAAACGGCAAAGCUAAACAGGGCUCAUUUGCCUUUGCUGAUGGUCUGCAGUAUCAGGAGGCGGACUGGGACUACUGCGAUGGUUACGACAGGCGCUUUUACAGCGAGCAGUGCAACGGACUCAGACCUUCAGGAGAAUCUCAGCUAACCGAUCUGCAUCCACCACGUGUUAUUCCUGAUGGGUGUUACGAUUGUGGAGAUGGUUUCUAUGACCCAAAUACCCGAGUUGUCACUUCCUAUGCAGGAAGAUUCCUCAGGAAUGCAGAUGACUCCGAGCAUGAGUGGAUUGUGCGGACUUGUCGGAAAGCUUGGUAUGAGGUUGCUGGCGUUCAUCCUAAAACUGUUUUUCAACCCGACCUGGAGAAAGCAGCAACAAAUGACUAAAAAAAAAUCCUCUUUUACGCAUUUUGCGUUUAUUUAUUGUUUUGACCAAUUUUUGGUCCUCUAUUUCACAAAUGCUUAUCUUAGUGCAAUGAAUGAACGAAAACGUGAGGCAUAGGCUGAGGUGUGAGGUGUUUGUAAUGAUUUACCACUUCAUAGAUUCCGUUGUUGUAAUUAUUAAAGGAAUUAUCACUGCAUUAAAGUGCACUCAUUUCCAA